This is a messenger RNA of Neltuma alba, 771 nucleotides long. RefSeq lists its product as uncharacterized. The transcript has 4 exons. NCBI's taxonomy places the organism in Eukaryota, Viridiplantae, Streptophyta, Magnoliopsida, Fabales, Fabaceae. The record is from RefSeq and is a predicted model, not a curated record. Bases 451 to 771 code for a protein of 106 amino acids.
UUCUCUGGCUUUACGUCCUUCACCGGAGAACCAUUCUUUUACUCUUUUGGUUUUUCCCUCUCUAAGUUCUACUACUUUUCUAAUUCAAUUUUUUCCUGAUAUUUUGAUUUUUAGAGUAAAAUGGAGCAGAGGUUGGCUAAUUCUUUGAAUUUGACAUUAAAUGAAAAGAAGUUCGGGGAAACAGCUCUGCUUUCGGAGCUUCGAGUGGAUGGUCGCCGUCCCUUCGACUACCUCAAGCUCACCAUCAAGUUUGGCAGGCAAUUAAAUUUCUUUUCUCUUGCACACUCUUCUCUGUUCAAACCUGGUCAUAUUUUUUCCGUCUUUUCAUGCAGCCAAAUGUUUUUGUGGGUUGGUGCAGAGAGGAUGCUUCAUCUGAGGUGCAACUAGGGCAGACCCAUGUGAUGGCUUUUGUAACAUCUCCGUUAGCUCAGCCUUACAGGGACAAGCCAAAUGCAGGUACACUUUCAGUCUGCACAGUUUUCUCCCAUGACUGAUCCUUCACAUGAGCUAGGCUGUCCAGGAGAAUGUGCUGCUGAGUUAAGGAGAUUUAUUGGCCGUGGUUUAAGGGAAAGCAGAGCUGUAGACAAAGCGUCACUGAACCUCGUGAUGCUGCCAACAUUGCUGCUUUGGCUGCUGUCUGGAGGAGAGGAUGAUGGUCAGCAGGUUGUUACACUCCCGCUGGGAACUGGCCAUGACUCCAAGUAUUGUUUAGUCAGGUUUCGUUAUUGUCUAACCAAGAAAGCUGGGAACUCGUUUGAUUUUGCAGUCUGA